Messenger RNA from Trypanosoma theileri, 1572 nucleotides. RefSeq lists its product as uncharacterized. NCBI's taxonomy places the organism in Eukaryota, Euglenozoa, Kinetoplastea, Trypanosomatida, Trypanosomatidae. Bases 1 to 1572 code for a protein of 523 amino acids. The record is from RefSeq and is a predicted model, not a curated record. The transcript has a single exon.
AUGAUUUCUGAUGCGGAGUUCUGGAUGGAGGUGCGGCGUAAGCAAGAGAGAGGUAAUGCUAUUUUUACCGCCAUGUUGCCACUAUUGCACUCCCGACAAGUGGCUCUUGACUCUGGUGUAGAACCAAGAGAAGGAAAUCUUGAUUACAGCUUUGCCUCUACUGGCCUUAUACGUAGUCAGAAGCAAGUAUCGAAAGAACCAUAUGCGGAUAAUAAGGUUUUACAUAUACCCAACUCAAAUAUACCUAAUCGACCUGUUUCCACCAGUGUAAUACGUGUCUUGCAGCAGGUUAUGAUGUUCGCUGUACCUCUCUAUACAUUACGGUACAGUAUUCCUGCUAUGUCAAUGGGCUCAAAGACUAGUUGCCUAGUAGAUAGAUUAACAAAACAAUUAAUCACUUUUGGAGCUGGUGAGGGUGUAAAAGUUCCUCAACAUCUAAGAUGUCGUGGUUGUGUUGCUGCAGAUGGUUUUUUCGCUGUAUUAACAGAUCAAGAUGAAGUAUGGGCUUCAGGUGGUUUGGUCGUUUUAGCAUAUGAAGGUGGAAAUUGGACUUCUGUACCUCUUGGAAAGGAAGAAAUUAUGACAAAUAUUGCAGGAAAGUCACUUAUGCUUGUUGGACAUGGAUCUCGACUUGCCUGUGUUACACGUGCUUUCACUGUUCGUCCACUAUCUAUUGUAUCUAAUCCAGUCAGAUCUAUUAUACCUUUUCGUCAUGUGCGUUUUUUAGAUUUGGGUUACGGUGAAGAUUAUUAUAUGGUUGGAGCAGAUUCUGUAUUAUAUAAGACCAUCGCAUCAAGACGUUCACUUGGAACUCCUCGUAGAGUUAUGGCAUUAAGUCGAACUGCCGUUUCUCGUAUCGCAUGUGGAAUGGGAUUCUGUCUUGUAAUUGAUCAAAAUGGACAUUUAUAUACUUUGGGUCGUAAUAAAAAAGGACAACUGGGAAUUGGACAAUUACAUAAUGUUCGUAGAAGACCUUUUCUUCAUACAUCUCUUCGUCAUCAUUUUUUUGUUAUGGUCGCUGCAGGAGAAUUCCACUCUUUAGCCCUUUCUAGUAGUGGAGUAGUCUAUGGUGCAGGUAGCAAUGAACAAGGUCAGUUGGGAUUAGGUGAUUCAGUAAAAGAAUCAGUAUACUUUACCGCAAUUCCACUUCCAUCGUUGUGUGUAGGAAUAGCCGCUGGUCCUGAAGGUAGUAUGUUUGCAUGUGAAGAUGGACGUGUAUACGCUUGUGGGAAAAAUAAUUAUAAUCAACUAGGUGUAGAGAAGACAGAUGCCAUAGUUAGUACACCCUCUCCAAUAUCAGCAGUAACAACAGGUGUUGAAGCUUAUACAAUGGAUUUUGGUGCCUAUCGUAAACCACAUAUUAAGGUUCCAAACCCAACUGAAGUACCUGUGGAGCCGAAUUCAUCUCCUACUACUGCACCUACUGGAGACGGUGGACAAGAGUUAUCACAACCAGAAGAACUGCCGCCAGAUUUAGAGACUGAGGUGCCCACACAUCCAGCAAGCAUCCCCAAUCAUGAAAAAAAGAAGGUGAAAGAGGGAGCGUGCGCGAAGUGUUGUGUGAUUAUGUAG